Molecule: messenger RNA, 381 nt
Organism: Funneliformis caledonium
Lineage: Eukaryota; Fungi; Glomeromycota; Glomeromycetes; Glomerales; Glomeraceae
Source: the annotation of a GenBank genome assembly
AUGGCAAUAAAAACAAGCUUUACAAGAGCGAAUGUUAGCCGAACGACAAACGGCUUUAAGCGAAUGAAAUUAUUGAAGACAGUUGCUGUUAUAUCGAAACUUUCUUGUGCCCAUCUGGGAUGUAAUGCUCAUCUUUUGGUAUUUUCUAUUUCUUCAGCUGUUAUUCUAACAACAAUUGAAGCCUAUCGUUAUAAGUGGCCCAAUACAGUCAUGUGGACAAUGAUUCAAGAUAACUGGAUUUUGCAGAAAAAUGUUAAACGUCGUGCAAAUGUUGAAAUUUAUUGGACUCGAGACAUUUUCACGAUGAUUUUCGUCACUAUAAAAAUAUCAAUUUUUCAUGAGAUACCUGAAAAUCAGAACACAUACAUAAGUUUCCUUUAA